CGUCACUUCCGUCAACAUGGCGAUGCCCAUGAUCAAGAAUCUAAGACAAGAAAUUUAUUUGUCAUUUGGCAAAAGUUCUAUUGUUGUGAAGGUAGUAGCAGUAGCAGUGACAUUAGGAUAUUUUCUUUCAUUUGCAAAAUCAGUUGUACCAUAUUUAGCGGUGACACCUGGCUAUGUCUUACCACCUAACUUCUGGGUUUGGACUUUUGUCACCCACAGUUUUAUUGAAUUUCACUUUUGGGAAGUGUUGGCAGACAUUGCCGUUUUAAUUUUAUGUGGAAAGCUCCUUGAGCCGUUAUGGGGUGCUCUGGACAUGCUAAUAUUUUUAGCAGUGGUGAACACAGGCGUGGCUCUAGCGUCUUCCUUCCUUUACAUUGGGAUUUACUUAGUUACCAAAAAUGAAGAGUAUCUUUUCGACACCUACAUACAUGGGAUGGUGGGAUACGUUGCUGGAUUCUCCGUUGCUGUCAAGCAGGUCAUGCCAGACCACAAGUUGCUGAGUUCACCGUUCGGAACUCUGAGGAACACUCACAUUCCACUCCUGUUAAUGUUUAUUACUGUUACUUUAAGAUUAAUUAAUGUGGUAGAUGGACCAUAUCCAUUUAUGUUUGGUUUUGGUAUUUUGAUCAGCUGGAUUUAUCUGAGGUUUUACCAGAAGCACAGUAAUGGAAACCGUGGUGAUAUGGCUGACCAGUUUUCUUUUGCGAGCUUUUUCCCCAGUCGACUGCAGCCGAUAAUAGCUAUUGUAUCCAACACUGUGUUCCUAACUCUGGUAAAAAUAAAAGUCUGCAAGAAACCACAGAGGAAAUAUGAUAUAAGCUCCUCUUCUAAUGCCACAAUCACCAUUACCCUUCCAGGAACCGACCCGACUGAUGCAGAAAGGAGAAAAAAUGUGGCUCUGAAGCUUUUGAACGAGAGAUUAAACAAAGCAGAUCAGCCCUCCAAGUGGCCAUCAAUGGAGGAUGAUGAGCAGACCUCACCUGUCUUGACCGGCACACCUGAGAAUGUCCCUCCCAAAGAUUCCAAGUCACCCAGUGUCAAGCUCCCUAUCCCAGACUUCAAGGAAAACCAGCAGGAUAAGGGGAAGGAAGGAUCCCCCGAGUCAUGAUAAAAAGUGGAGAGAAAAGAGAGAGGAAGGGGAAGACAGACAGAGAGAAAGAAUCUGCUCUUUAUGUGUGUGAGAGAGAGAGGGGGAGAGAGAUGGAGAGAGAGAUAAAGAGAGAGAGAGAGAGAAAGUCUGCUCUGUACACAUGAAAGAGAGAGAGAGAGGUCAAAUUUCACCAUGUUUAUUAAAAAAAUAAAAAGAAUACAUUCUUAAUUUACCCUGAACUUCCUGUAUUUUUAAAUAUAUAUCUGUUUGUGUUAGUUUCUGGUCAUACAUGUAUAUAUAGAUGAUAAAUCUUGUUAUAUUGUUGUUAAAAACAUGGUGAUAGAUGUAUCUGUAAUAUACUGUAGUAGAUUAAUAUAUUUCUGAAGACUGCAGAGUCCUUCAUUUCUCCAUUGUAAAUAUUUUGCUUUUAUGAUAACAGCAUUUGGUGUCACUCACAAAUUCCUGUGUUUAAUUAACACAUUUUUAAAAUAUUAUUAUUGAUGAUAAAAAAUGUACAACUUAAUAUUCCAGUAACAAAUGGCUUAAUAUUGGAGCACAUAUAUUACAUGUACACCCUUUUAGUGCUAUGUUUAUUAUUUUGAUAAGUUGCCCAUAGUAUAAAUAUUUUUUUAAAGAGUGAUAGAAAAUUAGUAGAAAAAUGUGCACAUAUAGCUUUUGAUCUUUGGUUUAAAUAUAAUAAUCACAAAUAAAAUAUAACAUAAAGGAAAUCAUAAUUAUUCGGAGAAAGAGUUUACAAAAUAAUAAUUAUGUGUUUUUCACAUAUGUGGCACAUGUAUAUUUUACAUUUUAUGAAAAUGUUUUUUAGUGUUUAAAACCACUACUAAUGAGCCUAAAGGUACCUGUUUUUUUUUUUUGUUUUUUGUUUUUUUUUUUUUUUGCAAAAUUGACUUACGUCAUUGGAUUCUUAAACAAAUAAAGAAAUGUCAUGUCAUUUUGUAAAAAAAAAAUUAAAGAGUGAUUAAUUUUUCAGAUGACUAAUGCAUUUGAAGGAAUCAUCAAUAGGGGAUAUGUACAUUAAUGUUGUAUAUAUAUAAUAAUAUAAUUUAUUCAUGCUGUACUAGUGAAUUAGGAUUAUUGUAAAUACAACUGUUUUUCUCAUGUAACUGCUUAAGGAAUCACAAUUCGGGGGCUUCAGUGUUUGUGGGUAACCAACACUUUACUCAUUCCUGAGGACACAAGUACAUUUGUAUUCAUGAAGUUCCAUUCAGUGAUAUGAAGACAAAGUAAUUAUAUGUAGGGAUAUCAAUUUUUGGUUAACAAAGACCAAUGAAAUCCAUGAACAUUAGUCCCCCAUGACCUAUGAUGAUUCCACAGCAUUCUGAAUGAAUAACUUGUACACUUUUGAUUUUGUUUUUUUUAUUAUCACUAUUUGAUGUGAAGAAUUGUUCAAGGCUUAUGCAGAUAUAAAUAAAUGAUAUAUGAAUACAUGAAA
Messenger RNA from Saccostrea cuccullata (small rock oyster), 2543 nucleotides. RefSeq names its product transmembrane protein 115-like. Gene Ontology annotation, cellular component: membrane; Golgi apparatus. Gene Ontology annotation, biological process: retrograde vesicle-mediated transport, Golgi to endoplasmic reticulum. The transcript has 3 exons. The record is from RefSeq and is a predicted model, not a curated record. Bases 17 to 1108 code for a protein of 363 amino acids. Lineage: Eukaryota; Metazoa; Mollusca; Bivalvia; Ostreida; Ostreidae.